This is a messenger RNA of Emericellopsis atlantica, 1179 nucleotides long. RefSeq names its product peptidase S8/S53 domain-containing protein. The transcript is spliced from 4 exons. The record is from RefSeq and is a predicted model, not a curated record. Gene Ontology annotation, molecular function: serine-type endopeptidase activity. Bases 1 to 1179 code for a protein of 392 amino acids. Gene Ontology annotation, biological process: proteolysis. Lineage: Eukaryota; Fungi; Ascomycota; Sordariomycetes; Hypocreales; Bionectriaceae.
AUGGUACUCUUCACCAAGCUCCUCAUCAUCGUCGCGGCCGCUGCUGUGGUCGCAUUUCCACCACGUCGGGCUGCCGACCAUGCUGAUGUUGUGCCAGGAAAGUAUAUUGUUACUCUAAAGGGCGAUGCUGACGUGGAGUCCCACAUCGCCUGGGUUAAAUCUCUGCAUCCGCGUAACUCGUGUAGUCCUCACACGAAGGCUGUGGAGAAGGUAUGGACUGAAAGUUUCAAGGGAUACUCGGGCGAGUUUGAUGAAGCCACGCUGAAGCAAAUCACCAGCAGGGAAGAUGUCGUCGGCAUUGAGCCGCACAAUUGCCCCUGGGGGCUCAUAUCCCUUUCCCACCGCGAACCCGACGGGAGACGAUAUGACUACUGGGGUUCAGCUGGAGAAGGCACCUGGGUCUAUGUCCUUGACACAGGCAUUUAUACAGAGAAUCUCGAUUUCGAGGGUCGCGCUCACUUGGGUUAUAAUGCCAUACCAAGCAUACCAUUCGAAGAUACCAAUGGCCACGGAACCCAUUGUGCGGGUACGAUCAUCGGCAAGCGCUUUGGCGUCGCAAAGAAUGCCCAGGCAAUCGCCGUGAAAGUCCUGGAUGGAGACUCGGGCGACACUGCCACUGUGAUCGACGGUCUCGAAUGGGCUGUGAGCAACAUUACGAAGACUCCUGGCCGAGCUGCCAACGCGGUUGUUUCGAUGUCCCUGGGCGGCCCUUACUCGCUUGCGCUCAACACGGCGGUGAAGAAUGCCUACCACGCGGGAGUUCUCUCAGUUGUGGCGGCUGGAAACAGCGGUCUACCGGCCGAACUCUUCUCGCCAGCAUCCGAGUCAACGGCCAUUACCGUAGCGGCCAUCGACGUCAGUCGGCGAAAGGCAGGAUUUGCCAAUUUUGGAGCAUCGGUGGACGUCUUCGCCGCCGGAGUCGACGUCGAGAGCGCGUACAUUGGCGCCCCAGACGCAUUUGCCGCUCUGAGCGGAACAAGUAUGGCCACAUCUUACAUUGCUGGUCUUGCCUUGUACCUCAAGCGGCUAGAAUAUGGAACGGAGAGUCCGGGUGGAGUGACAGCAAGGAUCCAAGAACUGGCAACGAGAGACGUCGUACAGGAGUCUGGGCCACUGACGCCCAACCUGCUGGCAUACAAUAAUUUCCCAGCCCAGGGGCCAUGUCCGGGCUGUGGUUGA